AUGUCUCCGCCGAGCCCCAGAGAUCGAUCCAUCUUGAUCGUUGGUGGUGGCACUUUCGGAACAAGCACGGCAUAUCAUCUUGCCCAACAAGGCUACACGAAUGUUACAGUCCUUGAUCGGUGGUCACAGCCUUCAAAAGAGGCCGCUGGGAACGACAUCAACAAAAUAAUAAGAGCAGACUAUCCAGAGCCUCUUUACGCCAAUCUUGCCACUGAGAGCAUUCAACAGUGGCGAGAUCCCAACGGCUUAUUUGCCGGCCUGUACCAUCGCUCUGGCUGGCUACUGGCUGCGGGAGAGAAAGGUCUACCAUUCAUUGAAGGCUCAAUCAGGACUGCUGGUGAGCGCGGCUUCGAAAAGGCACAGCUUUUGACAUCGCACGAGGUGCGGACACGCUAUCCUGCUUAUAACGGCCCGAUGAGUGGUUGGAAGACGUAUUGGAACUCCUCAGCUGGCUGGGCAAAUGCGAGAUCAGCACUUGCCAGGAUGGCGGAUGCAGCGCAGGCGAGGCGCGUAAAGUAUGUGACUGGAACGGCCGGGCAUGUUGUACGGUUCCUCUUCGACGAGAGCGGAAGAUGCAUUGGCGUCAAGUGUGUAGACGGGACUCAGCACUUUGCCGACGAGAACAUACUGGCAGCGGGAGCAGCCGCAGCCAGCAUUCUCGACAUGAAAGGGCAGCUUGUUGCCAAAGGCCAUACAGUUGGACACAUUCAGCUUGAGCCUCAUGAGGUCCAGAAGUAUGCUGCAAUGCCGGUCGUAGAUCAUCUUGAAGGAGGUACGUCUGCUUUGCCAUACAGGCUUGCAGAGAUCAUUGACCAAGACAGGCAUCCUAUUUCCUCCCCAAGAGGACGGCAUCAUCAAGAUUGGCGCUGUCAACUUCGUGACAAACUAUUCGGCCUCGCAUCCUGACACAUCUCUUCCCCGAUAUCGCUCCGACCAUCCGGCAGACACGAUUCCCAUCCCAAUCGAACGUCAACUUCGCAACUGGAUGCGUGAGCUUGCCCCGGAACUGGCUGAGCGCCCAUGGGUUGAAACACGAAUCUGUUGGGAUGCAGAUAUGCCAGACUACCAUUUCCUAAUCAGUGCACACCCUGAGCACCCGGGCUUAAAGCUGGCCGUUGGCGGCUCAGCACAUGGAUUCAAGUUCCUGCCCGUGAUUGGCAAGUAUGUCGUGCAGAUGAUAGAGGGUACUCUGGAUGAAGAGUCAGCGAGGAAAUGGAAAUGGAGACCUGGUGCGAAGAUGGCCGAGGGAGAGAUAGAUCCACAUCCGACGCCCUUGUUAGACUUGGAAGACGUUCCGGGUUGGCAGGAGACGACAAGAGCUAAGUUGUAG
This is a messenger RNA of Lecanosticta acicola, 1330 nucleotides long. The record is from the annotation of a GenBank genome assembly. Lineage: Eukaryota; Fungi; Ascomycota; Dothideomycetes; Mycosphaerellales; Mycosphaerellaceae.